This is a messenger RNA of Thrips palmi, 1469 nucleotides long. RefSeq lists its product as uncharacterized. The transcript is spliced from 10 exons. Lineage: Eukaryota; Metazoa; Arthropoda; Insecta; Thysanoptera; Thripidae. Gene Ontology annotation, biological process: sensory perception of taste. Gene Ontology annotation, cellular component: dendrite; axon; neuronal cell body. Bases 1 to 1452 code for a protein of 483 amino acids. The record is from RefSeq and is a predicted model, not a curated record.
AUGGGUGCGUCACCUCCGCGAUGGGGACCAGGCCAGGGCUCGUGGGGCCGGGACUCCUGGGAGCGCAGGGGCAACAACAAAGUCUGGAAUCAGCGCCCGCGGCGCUGGGACGGCGCGCCGCUGCCGCCGGACACCGAUCCCGGCCGACGCGAAGCAGGCCGUGGAGGUGCCGGCGGCAUCCCCUUCCUGCUGGUGCCGGGCUACUGCGUGUCGCGGCUGCUGGGGCUGCUGCCGCUGCGGUACGUGCCCAGGGAGAACCCCGCCGCCGACAAGGACACCUGGCUCAAGGUGUCGCUGCCCUGGCUGCCCUUCUGCCUCGCCAUGGCCGUCUGCUCCGCCUACGCCACGUACUACCAGACCGACGAGUUCAGGAAGGUCGUGAUCAAGACCAGCACCGACCUCAGCAACUACGUGUACGAGGUGCCCAUGCUGCUCAACACGGUGAUCGCGCUGCUCUGCACGUGGUACUCGUUGGUGAGCGCGCGGAGCAUGGCCGUCUCGUGGCGCACCGCGCACACCACCCUGGCCGAGCUGGACGCCCUGAACCGGUCGCCGCCGUCCACGUCGCGGCACUGCCGGCCGCUGGAGAGCUGGGCCUUCUUCCUGCUGGUGUGGUUCAACAUGGGCAUGGGCGUGGUGGCCCACCUGAUGUACACGUACACCAAGGAGACCAAGAUGGAGUGGUACGUGACGGCGGCCAUCAUGGCGGUGCGCCUCGUGCCGCUGGCCAUCGAGAGCCAGUAUCUGCUGAGCUGCCUGCUGCUGCAGCGAGCCUACCGCAGCAUCACCAUCUGCUUCCGGAACAUGUCCCGCGGCUUCUUCCCCAGCGACCAGCCCGAGUCCCUGAUGGACGGCCCUCUCGACGGGCGCAAGGUGGCGUGGGGGGCCGGCCAGGGCCAGAAGGACCACCAGAAGGACCACCAGAAGACGGGGCCACCAGGGCCCUCGCGGCACGCCCUGCUGUCGCGGCUCCGCGUGCUGCACCAGCGCGUCUUCCAGCAGGUGGAGGACCUCACGGAGUACUUCGGGCCGCAACUGCUGUGCAAGCUGGUGCAGACGCGCAUCCAGCUCAUCACGGACGCCUUCGCGCUGGUGGGCGCCGUGCAGUCCCAGGUGCCGGGGGACGCCGUCAAGCUGCCCUUCUGGGCCAUCGAGGUCUGCUUCCUGGCCUACCGCCUGUUCGUCGUCGUGUACCGCAGCGAGAAGGUCCUGCAGCAGGAUCAGGUGCUGAUGCAGCUGGUGUGUCUGGUGGACCCCUCGUCCUGGGACCACGCGUCCACGCAACAGCUGCAGCUGUUCCGGCGCCAGGUGCGCGCGCUGCGCGCCGAGCUGCACACGUGCUCCAUGUUCACGCUCAACUACGACCUGCUGCUGGCGGUGGCCGCCACCACGACGACGUACCUCGUGGUGCUGGUGCAGUUCCAGCCCAAGAGCAGCGCCCCCCCAACGUAGCGGCACCUCAGCCCGCG